Messenger RNA from Stylonychia lemnae, 789 nucleotides. NCBI's taxonomy places the organism in Eukaryota, Ciliophora, Spirotrichea, Sporadotrichida, Oxytrichidae. The record is from the annotation of a GenBank genome assembly.
AUGAUUGAUUCUGUAAAACCUCAUCUUAGAGGUGUACUAUUAUAUCGGACUUUGCAAGGAAAUUUCACAUUGCUUCUGCUUUAUCAUGCUGUAAAGUAUCUUCCAUUAGUAUAAGUUGCCUUGAUAAUUAACCUCAUGCCUUUAUUCACAGCAAUUAUGGGAUAUUACUAUUUAAAUGAAAGACUCAAGAUCCUUGAAAUAAUUGUGCUUAUUGUAUCAUUUAUAGGAGUAGCAGUAUUAAUAGUGGGAGGCCCAAAUGAGAAGGAAAAAUCAGAAUUAGAAUAGACGGAUAGUUCUUCAUCAGCAAUAAAUGUUUCAUUUUUAGAAUACGUAAUAGCUUCUUUACUGUUGAUUUUAAAUCCAAUUUUUAAUGCCUCAGGCAGCAUAGCUCUAAGAUAAUUAAAAGGUCUGCAUGAUUAUACUACUUCAGCAUAUAUGGGAAUAUCAAUGACUAUACUCUACGCAUUAAUAAUUUGGAUUUUCGGAAUGGGUUUUGAUUUUGUUUCAAAGUUUGACUAAUAAGCUUGGUAUAUAGUUCUUGCAAUGGGUAUCAUAGCUGUAUUUUAGUAGACAUUCAGAUUCAAGGCUCUCCAAUAUGAUACUGCUAGUAGACUAGCUGUAGUUAAUUAUUUCUAGACAAUAAUCUUAUUCUUAUUCGAUGUUGUAUUUCUAGAUCAAUCAUUUAACAUGACUCAAAUCAUUGGAAUAAUUAUCAUAUUUACAGUAAACUCUAUAAAGUGGGGUGACAGUUUUUAUACUUAUAUUAUCAAAAAGAAAAAGAAUGCCUGA